Molecule: messenger RNA, 324 nt
Organism: Neltuma alba
Lineage: Eukaryota; Viridiplantae; Streptophyta; Magnoliopsida; Fabales; Fabaceae
Product: protein LIM1-like
Exons: 2
Coding region: 1-324 (107 amino acids)
Biological process (GO): systemic acquired resistance
Molecular function (GO): fatty acid binding
Source: RefSeq, a predicted model, not a curated record
AUGAAGCAGUUUGGAUCAAAGGCGUCUUCAAUUUUGUUGGUUUUGUUGAUAGUGAGGGCUCUGGUGGUACAAGGCCAAACCACUCAAUGCACAAGCACUUUCUUCUCUGCUCUUGUGCAGCUCAUACCUUGCAGGUUAUCAGUUGCCCCAUUCAGUCCCAUUCCUCCAAGUGAUGCCUGCUGCAGUGCCAUUAAGGCUCUAGGGCAGCCCUGCUUGUGUGUCCUUGUCAAUGGCCCUCCGAUCUCCGGCGUAGACCGGAAUAUGGCCUUGCAGCUCCCAGAGAAAUGCACCACCAACUUUGAGCCAUGUGAUAUCAUGAAGUGA